UUCAGCCGCCCUCCUUCGUCUGUGUCCAGUGUGACAAAACCUCCGCAGAGUCCGCUCCCCUUGUCUGUCAACCCUCGCCGGAUUAAAACCCUAACGAUGGCCGCCACCGGGGUUGCCCCCCUUGUCACCUUGGUGUUCUUCCUCCCCGUCCGCCUGCUCUCCCUCGCGUUCGGCCUCUGCAUCCCCACCUUCCCAUCCGGCGCCAGGGCUCACCGCGUCCGCUCCGCCGCGGCGGCGUUGACCAUGGCGGCGCUUCUCACCGUCAUAUGCGCCGUACCCGAUGCAGAAUCCAGCUUCGCUUCCGAAGCCGAGGCCCUCCGGUCGGAGAUCGGCGAGCUCAGGCUCAAGCUCGCGCGUUUGGAAUCUAUUUUGGAGAAAAACACAAAGAACUUGAGGAGUAAACCUUUCAGUUUGGAAGGAGACAACAAACUCAUAGAAGCAAUGGAACAUGACACCCAGAUUCUAAUGAAUGAAGAAGAGAGUUCCGAGAAAUUCCAAAGCAAAUUCUACUCCGAAAGAAACAUUUAUAUGAUGGAAGAUGAGUUGCAAGUCCUGCAGCAAGAGGUCAGAAAGAUAAACGAAAUUGCAUACAGCAUAGAAUCACUGGCAAUUGAUGCCGAGAAAAGGGUAGAGUUCCUGGGAUCAGAAGUGAAAAAGAUUGACAAUAUAAUUGCAGAGCAAUGGAUCCAAAUUCGGCAAUUUGAACAAGCAUUUGUGUUAACUAAGACGAUGACUUCACAAGUUUAUGCAAGGAGGUUAUCUGAGAAUCCCUACAAGUUGUCAUCAAAAGAGAUAGUUCUCAAGUAUGUCAGGAAUGUUGAUCUACACAGAAUGUUUCUUGCCGUGGCAUUGCACUCAAGGAUCUCUGUUUCUUAUACUUAUAAACAUUGCAGAAAUUUUGUUGAAGCAAUGAACGGAUGCUACCAUAAGGCUUCCCGGUUCCACAAAGCGAUACGGCACCAGUCCUCUGCUGAUGUUGAGAGGCUUAAUGUCUUCUUCUUGGGUGGAUCCAUCUCAAGAUCAUGCAUUUCUCUUCCUUAUAAGCAAUUCAGGAUUUCCAUUUUAUCAGCACAAAAAUUUCACCAUAAGGUCCAAAUGCAUGUCGAAGGUGCAAUGCGAUCCAACAGAUAUAGUAGAAGUUUAGCAAGUGAGCUGAUCACAUCCUGGUUGGCUUAUCUCAUCGUUAUAUCUCCAAUCUGGAUUUCAUGGAUCCUCUUUUCGUCGCGAUUUUGCUAAAAAAUGUGAACAACUUUCUGGAGUUGCGCAGUUUUGUCUCUCUACGGUUACCUUUGAUGAAUAUAGAAUGGUUAAAAAAUCAUCGAAACAUGAAAUAUAGGAUGUAUUUAUAGGCUGCAUUUGUGUUAAUCAGGUUAUUACAGUGAAACCACUAAACUUGUCAUCGUUCUUUUCUAAAUCGUGUCAUCAAUACUGUACAGCUGUCGCUAGGCCUGCGUUAAGAUUAGCAGACCAAUGGCGUCUUAAAUGCAUCACUAAUAAAGCAAUAAUAUCUGGAUCCGCGUCUCA
Lolium perenne is the source of this 1524-nucleotide messenger RNA. RefSeq lists its product as uncharacterized. The record is from RefSeq and is a predicted model, not a curated record. Lineage: Eukaryota; Viridiplantae; Streptophyta; Magnoliopsida; Poales; Poaceae.